AUGGUACUUCUAAGAGUUGAAGUGGAUCCAAGAGCAGAGGCAGAGAAAAAUGGAUCGGAGAUGACUGCGUACAGAAAAACAGCAGCCAUCUUGGAUUUCAUUUUUAGAAGCUCAAGUCGGGGAACCACGUGCAAGGCCAGUAAAGAUAUUGCAAAGACGCAAGAAGAAGUAUUUGGGGAUACGAUACCCCUCAACAAAGGCUUUGGUCGUCGAAUAGAUCUCCUCUUGUCAACUCAUAACCUUGAGUUAUCCACAAAUGAGUGGAAAAGAAAAAAAAAGGUCUCACCCGAACAAUGCCUCAUCCAACAAACUAAAAACAUAAGAAUGAACAAAGCAAUACUCAGUAAGCUACAUGAGCUGCCAUUUAGCGAAAGUGAGGAUAACAAUAGCCUCUAUACAUUAAGCUUGUAUUGGAUAGGAUACCAAGGAUAUAUGUUCGGAGUAGAGAAGAAGGAUAACAUCUACGUUGCAACCCACAUCCGCAAUUUGUCUAUGCCAGAAUACUUGUCCCAAUUCCCUAAUUUGGUUCAUAUACUUGAUGCGCUAUAUUGUUGGAGCAAUCGCCACAACAAUCUUGAAGACAUUCUGUUGCCAGCCUUAAUCACUACAUUGCCCACUACAGACAGUCAUUACGCAAAUAAGCUGAUGUCGUUUGGGAUGUAG
Mucor mucedo is the source of this 663-nucleotide messenger RNA. RefSeq lists its product as uncharacterized. The record is from RefSeq and is a predicted model, not a curated record. The coding region runs from base 1 to 663 and encodes 220 amino acids. The transcript is spliced from 3 exons. Lineage: Eukaryota; Fungi; Mucoromycota; Mucoromycetes; Mucorales; Mucoraceae.